UCUGGCAGCUGGGCAUCGAGAUGCGGCCCUUUUUUAACAGGAAGUCGCUCUGGGCGUACCCCGUCUUUGGCGGCGUCGGCGCGAGCUUCGGGUACUGGCUGCAGGGCGUGGACGAGCGGCAGACAAAGAUGCUGGAGGAGCGGAAGCAGGCCAUCCUGGAGAAGCGGGCGCGGAGGGCCGGGCGGGAGGCCAGCGCUGCUGCGGCUGCACCGACCGAGGUUGUUGCGUGAAAUUGAUUACGCGACCACGGAGAGUGAUAUGGAAGGAAGGGAGCCUAGGGAUGGUCUGUUAUGCGGGAGCUGAUGCAAGAUGGGAAAGAGGGAGGAGAAGAUGGGGAGAAACUACGGUUCCUGGCUGUCAGGGGUUGGAACAUGGAGCAAACUGAGGUUGGCGAGCUAGAUUCAGUGUACGAGAUUAUUAUUUUUUUUAUCCCCUAGAGAUGGCCGCCCUGCUGGUUGGAUUCCAAAGGCCGGAAAUGCAAUGCGCACCGACAACAAAUCCUCGAGAUUACCUAGAACCUCGAAAUGAGCUCAAUCAGAUAGCUACUGUGCCUCCUCCAC
Parathielavia appendiculata is the source of this 560-nucleotide messenger RNA. RefSeq lists its product as uncharacterized. NCBI's taxonomy places the organism in Eukaryota, Fungi, Ascomycota, Sordariomycetes, Sordariales, Chaetomiaceae. The coding region runs from base 21 to 230 and encodes 69 amino acids. The transcript has a single exon. The record is from RefSeq and is a predicted model, not a curated record.